This is a messenger RNA of Trichomycterus rosablanca, 4967 nucleotides long. It is a transcript of the gene tshz1, whose product is annotated as teashirt zinc finger homeobox 1. Gene Ontology annotation, biological process: regulation of transcription by RNA polymerase II. Gene Ontology annotation, molecular function: DNA binding; DNA-binding transcription factor activity, RNA polymerase II-specific. Gene Ontology annotation, cellular component: nucleus. Lineage: Eukaryota; Metazoa; Chordata; Actinopteri; Siluriformes; Trichomycteridae. The coding region runs from base 442 to 3858 and encodes 1138 amino acids. The transcript is spliced from 2 exons. The record is from RefSeq and is a predicted model, not a curated record.
UAGGAACCCGAAGCUGGGAGGAAUAGCCUGCUUUCGGACUGGAGCUUUUCUCUCGAGGUUGUGGAAGUUUCCUGACGUUUCUUCAUCGCGAUCGUGUUUCCGCGAUCCACGAUGGACGCACGGGCGCUUCACCAAUGAUCAAGAUCCGCGCCGUUACACCGGACCCGAACGGAACGGACUCAGCUGUCUGAACUUGAUCGCUUGUUUUGCUUCAGAAAACAAUCCGAUCUAAUAAGAAAUAUAAUAUAAACACAAAUCUGUUCACCCUGCGCACUGCGAUCUGGACUUUAAUCAAAAGUCGACUGACUUUUGAAGAAAGAAGACACUGAUCGAAAAGAAAGGGGUUUGUUUUAACUACAAAAAAGGACCGAUUACAACAUUUUCGCGUUGUUGUUUUUCUAUUCUGUAUGAAAAGUCAAGUGAAAGGAGUUGGACAAGAGCAUGCCGCGGAGAAAGCAGCAAGCACCCAGGCGAUCUUCAGCCUAUGUGCCUGAGGACGAGCUGAAGGCAGCCAAGAUCGAUGAGGAGCACCUGCAGGAUGAUGGCCUUUCCUUAGAUGGCCAGGACACGGAGUACCUGUGUAACGAGGAGGAGGAGCAACGCGAGCAGCUGAGCUAUCAGAACUCCCCUCUCAGCAAUGGCACCAAUCCAGACGCUGGCUACGGCUCGCCCCUCAGCGACACCAGCGAUCACCUGGCCGACUUCAAAAGCACCUCGUCCAAAGAGGGCCAAGAGAAGGACGAGGCCGAGGACAUAGACACGGACAACGGUCUUUCCGUCCAGGACAGCCUGGCGAAGAUGAAAGCCGCCUAUGCAAAUUUAAUCUCAGAUGCGUCCUGGUCUAGCAUCGCGAGGGACAUUAUGAAAAGCAAACAGGUUAGCGGCAACAGCAACAGUACUGCGAGUAACCACAGGGGGAGCAAUAGUGCUAUGAAUAGUCAUGCAAACAACACGAACGGCAGUGCAGGCACCAGGAUUAGCACGGUGACUGUUAGUGCAACAACCAGCACCACCUCAAGCACUGCGUUUUCUAAUGCCACCACUUUGACCACUAAUAGCAAUGGGAAUGUUAGCGGUCCCAGUAGUGGAAGUGUAACGUAUGAUUGGCACCAGGCUGCUCUUGCUAAAACUUUACAACACACACCGUACCAUCUGCUUCCAGAACCGAGUCUGUUCAGCACUGUCCAGCUGUAUCGGCAGAACAAUAAGCUGUAUGGGCCAGUCUUUACAGGUGCCAGUAAAUUUAGAUGCAAGGACUGCAGUGCAGCGUAUGACACACUUGUCGGUCUGACAGUCCACAUGAACGAAACAGGCCACUACCGUGAUGACAAUAAAGACCAAGAGGAUGACAUGGGAAAGAAGUGGUCCAAACCUCGGAAACGGUCCCUAAUGGAGAUGGAGGGCAAGGAGGAUGCCCAGAAAGUCCUGAAAUGCAUGUAUUGUGGACACUCGUUUGAAUCCCUGCAAGACCUGAGUGUCCACAUGAUCAAAACAAAACACUACCAGAAAGUGCCUCUCAAAGAACCAAUGCCAGCGCUUGCCUCAAAGCUGGUUCCCUCUACCAAAAAGCGAGCAUUUCAUGAACUGGUGUCUCCAUGCUCACCCGAGUCUAUCACUAGCAGAACUGGUGUUCCACUGACAGAAUCCACACCCACCAAAGACCCAAAGAUUGCUAACCCCUACGUAACCGCUAACAAUCGCUAUGGCUACCAGAAUGGCGCAAGUUACACCUGGCAGUUCGAGGCCCGAAAAGCCCAGAUUCUCAAGUGCAUGGAGUGCGGGAGCUCCCAUGACACUUUACAGCAGCUAACGGCUCAUAUGAUGGUCACAGGACAUUUUCUUAAAGUCACCAACUCUGCCUCGAAGAAGGGAAAACAGUUGGUCUUUGACCCAGUGGUGGAGGAAAAAUUCCAAUCCAUUCCUCUUCCCCCCACCACUACACGCCUACCAGUUCCAACAAUGAAGCCUCAACCAGACUCUCCAUUACACUCCUCUGUAGCUGAAGAUAAGAAGGAGUCACUGGAGGAAAAGAAAGAAGUCCUUGAACUGGACAAGAAGAUUAAAGAGGAAAAAGAGGAUCCUUCAGAAAAAAAUGAGAACCCUGAGAAACCUGGCCAGUAUAAGUAUCUCAGAGAAGAAGAUUUGGAGGAGACGCCCAAAGGGGGUCUCGAUAUCCUCAAGUCACUUGAAAAUACUGUAUCUAGUGCAAUCAGCAAGGCGCAGACAGGUACCCCCACAUGGGGUGGUUAUCCAAGCAUCCAUGCUGCCUACCAGCUCCAAGGGACAAUGAAAUCCCUCUCUGCUGUCCAGAGUGUUAAAAUGCAACCUACCUUUAGUGCCAGCAACUUGAAGUCUCUGUCAAGUGAAACCAGUGCUCUCAUCCAUUCCCCGAGCAGCCCAUCCCCACCUCCAAACCAUAAGAACAAUGUCUUAGCCAUGGAGGAGCUGGUGGAGAAAGUGACUGGAAAAAUUGUCACAAAAAAAGAGAAGGAGGAAAAGGUUAUUGACCGUAUCCCAAAACAUGUCUCUACCAAGUCACCUUCACCUGUACCCAAGGAAAAAAAAGACUUGCCUCAGCCAACAGACCUUAGCAGGCCUAUUAAGAAUGGCACCACAGAGGAGACCGAGUCAGUUAAUAAAGGCGGUGGACAGAAUGACAGUCGUGCUAAUACACCUGACAGAAACGGCAUAAAUGUCCCAAAACCACAGGUCAGCAAUGGCUGCAGCAGUUUUGGAAUCAUCACUGACCACUCACCAGAACAGCCUUUAGUUAACCAUCUCAGUGCACUGCAAUCGAUCAUGAACACUCACCUGGGCAAGGCCUCCAAAACUGUCAGCCCUUUGCUAGAUCCAUUGGCAAUGCUGUACAAAAUCAGCAACAACAUGAUGGAGAAACCCAUUUACAAUGCCACUCAGGUUAAGCAAGUUGAGCCCAUCAAUAGAUGCUAUGACAGCGAUGACCAGCCGAUGGACUUGACAAAAUCAAAAAGCAGCAACGGCCGUCUAAACAACUGCUCCUCUACUGUCAUGAGUAACAGUAGCAACAGCGUUAUCGCCAACAGUACCCGACCCAUUUUGUCUAACUUAUCGGAAUCUCUGUCUUCUCCUUUGCGAGAGAAUGCCCUGAUGGACAUCUCAGACAUGGUAAAGAACCUCACAGGCCGCCUGACACCAAAGUCGUCGACUCCUUCUUCUGUUUCUGAAAAGUCUGAGGCAGAUGGCAGUGCUUUUGAGGACACCCUCGAGGAUUUCUCCCAUGUCCAAAAGAGGAAAGGAAGGCAGUCUAACUGGAAUCCACAGCAUCUUUUGAUUCUGCAGGCUCAGUUUGCAUCCAGCCUUCGCGAGACUCCUGAAGGGAAGUUCAUCAUAACAGAUCUGGGACCUCAGGAGCGUGUACAUAUCUGUAAGUUCACAGGUCUCUCAAUGACCACCAUCUCUCACUGGCUGGCCAACGUGAAGUACCAGCUAAGGCGGACAGGAGGAACGAAGUUCCUGAAGAACAUUGACUCGGGCCAGCCUCUGUUCUUGUGCAGUGACUGCUCGUCGCAGUUCAGAACUCCCUCUAUGUACAUUUGCCACUUAGAAUCGCAUUUAGGGUUCAGUUUGAAGGACCUCUCAAAGUUAUCGAUAGACCUUAUGAGAGAGCAGCAAGCAGUCACGAAAAUGAUUACGGAUAAGACCUUCAGCUCACUCGGCUUGCAUGAGGAGGACUCUAAUUCCAUCUAUCAGUGCAAACUCUGCAAUAGGACUUUUGUCAGCAAGCAUGCGGUUAAGCUGCAUCUCAGCAAAACGCAUGGCAAGUCUCCCGAGGACCACUUAAUUUUCGUCUCCGAGCUAGAAAAGUUAGACAAGGUGUGAUGGAGCAGGUCAGCGGCAGUGAAGUGACUGACUCGAGAAUCAUUGCACUACAUUAAUGUACUGCACUGCAUCUGAACUGAGCCUUCGUCAAAAUCAGUUCAACUUUUUUGUGCAACUGCCUGACUGGACCAUCAUCUGUCUUUUCUUUUUUUCAUUUUCCACUCUGUUGAUUUCUAUCUUACUUUGUAUCGUAUUUAUAUGUGCUGAUUAUGUGCAUGUUCUUCUUUGUGAUUCCAGAUUUUAACAAACCUUCCACUGUUUCUACUUUGUGGAAUUGAGAAUGAGACCAGCAUGGUAUCCAUGAGCAUGGUCAAAACUAGGAUGUAACACGUGAAAACAAGAAGUAAAACAAGAGUAAAGUUUAAACGGUCAUCCUUAAUUCCUAAUACGACUGACCUGACUGAAAUGUGCAGGAGCAUUUUAAUGUUUUGAGCUCAGAUUCCUAAAAUUUGGCCUCGUACCAACAGUACUGCACCUGCAUCACAUACAUUGAUGAGUGAAAAUCAUUGCAUUGUUAAACCUCAAGCGAUAUUGCUGACUGACUGAUUCAAAUGAUACGUUUUGUGUGGAAUUUUAACAUAUUCAUUGGCAGUUGAUUUUAUUAAGUAUUAUUUUUUAACUGUAGCAAUUUGGAAACGUAUGCUUUGGUACCAACUUUUCUCUUUCUAUAGGUUUGCUUCGAUUUCAACUUGUAAAGACUUAAUCAAAUCCUUAUAUACAGUACACAUAUAUUUAAAUGAACUGCAACGACGUACAUGUACAUUUCUUCCGUCAUCAUAUCUUGCCAGUUGCAGCAGCUUUGUAUGGUGUGCAUUCUUUUAUAUUGUCAUUUUAUAUAUAGUAAAGGAAAAUGAAAUACUAUGUAAAUAGAUAUAUAUGCAGACGGUAUGUGAAGAGUAGCACCAACAUUCGCCAUUUCGGUCCUCCAGUGUGGUUAAUCUAAAUAAAAUGAUGGAAUGCAUCAGAAGAUGCAUGAUAUGCGUAAAUAAAAAGAGCAAUGCACAACAAAAAGUUUCAGUGCAUUUCAAUGUUUUUAAUCAUACCAUUGUGAAAUGUCCCAUCAACUCAAUCAUAGAGAUAUUGUUUUUGUCUUUCAAUUGUAAAAUAAA